Messenger RNA from Zingiber officinale, 438 nucleotides. RefSeq lists its product as uncharacterized. The record is from RefSeq and is a predicted model, not a curated record. Bases 1 to 438 code for a protein of 145 amino acids. NCBI's taxonomy places the organism in Eukaryota, Viridiplantae, Streptophyta, Magnoliopsida, Zingiberales, Zingiberaceae. The transcript has a single exon.
AUGGGAGGGAGCUGGGUGGACGAACUCCCCAACAUGCUGUGGGCGAUCCGCAUGACCCCCAUAGAAGGAAUGGGAGCAACCCCCUUUCACUUGGUGUACGACGGCGAAGCGGUCGGCCCCGUUGAAGUUGGAGUAGAGUUCGAUUGGAUACAACACUAUGACGAGGACAACACCAAGUGGAGACUCCUGGAGCUAGACUUGGUGGACGAGGCACGUGCUAAAGCUGCCAUCCGGCUGAUGGCCUACCGACAGAGGAUGAGGCAGAACUACAAUCAAAGGGUGAUCCCAAGAUCAUUUCAGGUCGGCGGCUUUGUGUGGAAGAAGGUAAAGCCAGUCGACGGCGUCACCAAGUUGGAGGCCCCAUGGGCCGGACCCUUCAUGAUCGUGAAAAAGCUCCGCUCGGGCGCCUACUACCUAGAGGAUGAGGAUGAACGAUGA